This is a messenger RNA of Nyctereutes procyonoides (raccoon dog), 5966 nucleotides long. It is a transcript of the gene ZNF217, whose product is annotated as zinc finger protein 217. The coding region runs from base 1 to 3396 and encodes 1131 amino acids. The record is from RefSeq and is a predicted model, not a curated record. Gene Ontology annotation, cellular component: nucleus. The transcript is spliced from 7 exons. Lineage: Eukaryota; Metazoa; Chordata; Mammalia; Carnivora; Canidae. Gene Ontology annotation, biological process: regulation of DNA-templated transcription. Gene Ontology annotation, molecular function: RNA polymerase II cis-regulatory region sequence-specific DNA binding; DNA-binding transcription factor activity, RNA polymerase II-specific.
AUGCGAGCGGCACGGGCUGGGGAGGGGGGAGGAGGGCGCUGCCGGGGGCCCCCCGAGGCCGGGCUGGGGGCGGCCUGGGCGGUGCUGCCCGGCGGGGGCCUGGCCCGGCCCCGGGGGGGGGGUGGCCCCGGCCCGUACCUGCGCGCGGGGAUCGGGACCGACACGUCCAGCUCCCGGGCUAGAACCCACAUUUUUGGGAUUCAGGGAAGGGCCACCGAGGACGGGAAGCCGCAUUCUUGGGCGGUGACAAGUCUUACAAGUGGCCUUAUUCCAAUUCCAGAAAUUCCUCCACCGGAUUCUUAUUUUAUAUACAAUCCUAAAGUGCCAGGAAACAUGCCCACUCAAUCCCUGUUAGUGUAUAUGGAUGGACCAGAAGUUAUUGGCAAUUCCCUGGGCACCCAGAUGGAGCUAGAUGAUGCCGUGUCAAUAAAAGGGACCACCGCUGUUCCUUUCAGAGCUACGCAGGAGAAAAGUAUCAUCCAGAUAGAAGGAUAUAUGCCCUUGGACUGUAUGUUUUGCAAUCAGACCUUCACACAUUCAGAAGACCUUAAUAAACACGUCUUAAUGCAACAUCGGCCUAUCCUCUGUGAGCCAGCAGUUCUGCGCGUUGAAGCAGAGUAUCUUAGUCCUCUUGAUAAAAGUCAAGUAAGAACAGAACCUCCCAAGGACAAGAAUUGCAAAGAAAAUGAAGAAUUCAGCUGUGAAGUAUGCGGGCAGACAUUUAGAGUUGCUUUCGACGUCGAGAUCCACAUGAAGAAGCAUAAGGACUCCUUCACCUACGGGUGUAAUGUGUGCGGAAGAAGAUUCAAGGAGCCGUGGUUUCUUAAAAAUCAUAUGCGGACACACACUGGCAAAUCUGGAGCCAAGAGCAAACUGCAGCAAGGCUCGGAGAGCCCGGUAACCAUCAACGAGGUGGUGCAGGAGCACGCGGCCGAGAGCAUCUCCUCUCCUUACAAAAUCUGCAUGGUUUGUGGCUUCCUCUUUCCAAAUAAGGAAAGUCUAAUCGAUCACAGGAAGAUGCACAGCAAAGAGACGGCUUCCGGUGCCAGCAGUACACAAACAGACUGUCAGCAGGGGGGCAUGCCAGCCCCGGGGCAAGAGCUCCUGCAGUUUUUAAACUUGAGACCCACAUCUCACCCCGAAACCGUCAAGAAGCCCACAAAAUGGAUACCUCAGCUCGAUCCGUUCACCACCUACCAGGCCUGGCAGCUGGCCACCAAAGGAAAAGUGGCCGUGUGCCGGGAAGUGAAGGAGCAGCCAGGGCAAGAAGGAAGUACUGACAACGAUGACUCGUGUUCAGAAAAAGAGGAGCUCGUAGAAAUUUGGAAUGCGAGUAAAAACCAUUCCGAAGGUUCUGGCAAGUCCAAGACCAGUAAGAGCGGUUGUGCGGGCUUCUCCCAAGAUAAAGAGAAGCCCAGACCCUCCAAUGGUGAAGUGCCUUCUGUGGAAGCGGACCCGAAGCUGUCGGGUCACAAAGAGAAGCCGACCCACUGCUCGGAAUGCGGCAAAGCCUUCCGCACCUACCACCAGCUGGUGCUGCACUCGCGAGUGCACAAGAAGGACCGGAGGGCCGACGCCGGGUCGCCCACCAUGUCCGUCGAUGGGAGGCAGCCUCGGACGUGUUCUCCGGACCUCCCCACCACCCUGGAUGAGCAUGGAGCCGUCGACCGAGAAGGUGGUUCUGAAGAUGGAUCUGAGGAUGGACUUCCGGAAGGGCUCCAUUUGGAUAAAAAUGAUGAUGGAGGAAAAAUAAAGCAUCUUACAUCCUCAAGAGAAUGUAGUUAUUGUGGGAAGUUUUUCCGUUCAAAUUAUUACCUCAAUAUUCAUCUCAGAACGCAUACAGGUGAAAAACCAUACAAAUGUGAAUUCUGUGACUAUGCUGCAGCCCAGAAGACCUCUCUGCGGUAUCACUUGGAGAGACAUCAUAAGGACAAACAGAUCGAUCUUGCCUCGGAAGUCAAGAACGAUGGGAAAAACCAGGAGAUGGAAGAUGCACUACUAGCCGCCGACAGUGCGCAAACCAAAAAUUUGAAAAGAUUUUUUGAUGGUGCCAAAGAUGUUAAAGGCAGCCCACCUUCGAAGCAGUUUAAGGGGAUGGCCUCUACGUUUCCGAAUGUUCUGGGCAGCACUGUCCUCUCGCCAGUACACAAAGAUACUCAGGAUUUCAACAAACGUGCAACUGAUGACAGUACUGAUAAAAUAGGCAAAACUUCUGCCCCUGUGUAUUUGGACGUGUUACAGAAGAGACCACCGGGUGACCCCCAGGCGGCGGAGCCCGCGGGUAGAACAGAGGCGGGGGUCCCUGCCCUCGGUGCGGCCCUCGGUGCGGCCCUCGGUGCGGCCCUCGGUGCGGCCCACGGCGCGGCCCACGGCUCGGAUCCGGGCGCCCGGGAGCAGCCGGCGGGGACGGCGGCCGACGGCAGGCACCUGCCCGGCGCGGACUGUCAGGAGAAGCCCCUGAACCUGUCCCUCGGGGCUCUUCACGGCUGCCCGGCCAUUUCUCUGAGCAAGAAUUUAAUCCCAGGGAUCACCUGCCCGUUUUGUACCUUCAAGACCUUUUAUCCGGAGGUUCUGAUGAUGCACCAGAGACUGGAGCAUAAGUACAACCCCGACAUCCACAAAAACUGCCGGAGCAAGUCGGCGCUGCGCAGUCGGCGCACCGGCUGCCCGCCCGCGCUGCUGGGCAAGGACGUGGCCCCGCUGGCGCACUGCCCCCGGCCCCGGGCCCGGCCCGCGCCCGCCCCAGCCCAAGGCCGCGCCCGCGACCGAUCGGACCGUGAUCGGGACCGUGAUCGUGACCGCGACCGCGACCGCGGGAAGCCGGGCCCCGCCGCGCCCGCCAGGCCCCCGCCGCCGCCGGGCCUCGACCCCAGCACUUUAGCGCCCAGCAACCUGAAGGCGCCGCGGCCCGGGGGGGCGCCGGGGGCCGCCCGGCCUGCAGAGCCCGUGUACGUGGAGCGCGGCCGCAGGCCCGACGCCAGGCCCCGGGCGCCCCCCGCCAGCGCCGCCGCCAACGGCUGCGCCGAGCGCCCCUGGGCCCCGCGGGGCCGCGACCCCCCGAGCGGCCGCCCCGCCGAGCCCGGGGAGCCCCUGGCCAAGCGGCCGCGGCCCGACGCCGAGCCGCCCGCGCCCGCCUUCCGCCGCGCGCUGGAGCUGCCCAAGUACCAGGUGGUGCGCGGCCUGCCCACGCUGCUGCCCGCCGAGUGCGUGUGCCCACCGCCCACUGCGCUGCCGCCCAAGGCCCGCGCCGCGCCCGCGCCGCUCUUCUGCGGGCCCGCGGCGGAAGGAAAAAGGCCUGUGUCGUAUCAACACUUGUCUAGCAGCAUGCUACAAAAGAGAAACUAUGAGAAUUUUAUUGGGAAUGCACAUUAUCGGCCAAAUGACAAAAAAACUUGAUUUACUAUUUCGGGUAAGAAAGGUCUUGAUGGAUGUGUACUGUCCACAAAUUGAGUUCGUCCAUCCUUUGGCAAAAGCAGAUGGUGGGAGCCUGUGAAAUAAGCUGUGACCGUACCAUGCGUGUAACAUGCCAGGAACACUACGGUUUUGUAAAGUUGUUCUGUUAACUUUUGUACCAAAUAGCAAUAAAAACUAUAGUUGGAACAGUUGGGUUGUACACAAAUGGAGACUGGAAAUCUCUAUUUUGUCCCUGAAUAAUAUUUUUUUUAGAAUCGACCAAAUAAGAAGAGGAGUCUUUUGCAUACUUGAGCGCUGCUGGAAAGAAACCAUCUGGGUUGGGGGGUGGGUGGGGAGAAAGUAUAUGACGCUUGCACCUCAGGUAAUAUGUACAUAUGUAAGUUCUAAACCUGCUUGUUCAAAUACUGUGCAUACUCUUUUCUCUAAUGUAGCUCAUCACUUUGAGCAGUUCCUAUUUGUACUCUUUCGUUGAAAAUGUAUGUUUUUAAAAAUAAUUCUCAAUGAUUUGUAUUAUGUUAAAUCUUCCCCAGUCUAUUGUCUUAACAAAAUUGUUAACACAAGUAUUGACCCUCUAUGAAUAUGUGCUGCAUAUACUGUGGUCAGUCAUUUUGAAUUCGGUGCCCUUUUAUUGUAAUUUUCAUUUUGUCAACAGAGGGAGAGUCCAGAUCCACGAUCCUUUUCUGAAAAAGUGGUGUGAUUUGUGGGGUUUUUAAGUGUGUGUGUUUACAGAGGAGCAUGUCCUCCGCAGAGCAGCCACAUACACAGUAAACAUACCAAAUUGUAUGUGGAGUUCCUAAAAGUUAUUUUUUAUCACAUUAAUCAUUUUUGUUGGAAAAUUCAGGUUUUCUUGGCUUUUGCUUAAAUUAGUAUGUAAAAAAACAUAAACGUUAAAUUAUACAUGUGAAUUACACAUACUGGAAGCAAUUUUAAAGGACAUGAAAGUUUUCGGGUAAAUUUUAGGUUUGUAUCUAGGAGUCUUGGUGUGCCCGGCAUUUGGGUUAACUGUGGACAUAUUCGAGUUAAUGAUAGACACGUUGAUUCUGAAUAAGGAACUGCCGGCUGAGCCUUCUGGUAAUGGGGAAGAUGUGAUCUGUUUCUUGACCUCAGUAACUUGUCUUCCCGUUUUUGGUUGUUUGGAGCAGCAACGUUUUUCUCAGUGCAUAUGUAGUUUGGGUUUUUAAAGAGAGGAUAGCCACCAGCUGGCUUGCUAGGUGUUUUAAACUUUUGUUCCCUUAAUACGCUGUCCGCGGCUGAGUUUAUUCAGCAGUACAUUGGUUUAGCAACCACAAAAUAUUUUAUUAAGAAAACCGUUUUCAAAAAUAAAUUUGCACUGUUAAGUUUUCUUGCCCUGUCCUUUUGCGUUAGAGCAAGAGUGAAGUCCUAAAAGAAUCCUGAUUUGUUUUUUUGUUUUUUUCUUGUUUUUUCAUUAUGCAACAUGAAGCAUACUUGACAGAGAAGUCUUAAACUCCCACGUUAAAGGGAGACCUGAUUAGAGAUCAGUCUGCUGUCAUUGCAAUGAAGUGCUUUGUAUCAGGAAAGUGUACACUAUUUACCUUUUUUCCUGUUCACAAGCUGAGCCAUAUGUACAUAAUCUAGAUUUUUGUUUUCAUAGUUUUGCACUUUUAUAGCCUAUUUUUGAAGAUUAACACAUUUGCAAGAUGAUUGACUUGAUCUUUGCCUAAUCCAAUGAGUGUUGCAGAAAGCUUGCUGUGACUAUAAAUGUAAAUCUUAAAAGGGGAUACGAGAUAAUAGAGGGCUGAAAUUUAAACCUGUAUUUAAAAAAAAUCACCAAAUCUAUCUGAAAACAAGUCAAUUCAUGUCAUACUGUAAUUUUGGGGGCUUUCAGAUUUCUCCUUUCUUAACCACAUUUCUGAAUUUCUGAAUGCAUAAAAAUGUCCUUUUUUUUUUUUUCACAGCCCUUGUACUCCAAAAUUUUUGUUUGUUUUUGUUUUUGGUCCAUCAGUAUUAACUAUUGGGAUACUACUGGUUUUGUAUGUUUUUUUUCCUUUUGAGACAACAGUACAUAUAAUAGAGGUACAAUCCAUUGGAUUUUUGUUUAUGUAUUUAUUUCAUUCCAGUUUGAUUUAUUUUAAUUGUUGAUACUUGUCAAACAGUAGACAUUACUUGUUUUAUUUAUGAUAUAUUUCAGCUUAAAGUUAUGUUAUUAUAUGUGGAUGUAAAUAUAGAUUUGGUGUUUUGCAGUCUUGGGUUUUGGUCUUUAUUGUGUCCCUGGUUUCUGGUUUUGUUUUAUUUGGCUUUUUAUUAAGUACAAUUUUAAGCCUACAGGGUAGUAGAGACGUUAAUGUAAUGAAUCCUUGUGCUCCCCAGCAGUAUUUUUUUUUUUCCCCAGCAGUAUUUUGCAUCACCUCAAGUCUUCUCCCCUGAGUAUUUUAAAGCAAAUCUCAGACGUGAUACAGUUUCAUUUUACACUUCAGUAUGUAUCCCUAAUGGAUAAGAGCUUUCAUGAUCACACACAGCUAAAUGGACAAUGAUUCCUUAUAACCAACCUCCAUGACCAUGUUCCCUGGUUGUCUCAAAGGUGGCUUCUCAUC